AUGAAGAAGACAGCGUUGUGGAGAAACAACAGCACUACGCUGUCCAAUGGUGAUAACAGUAGCAAUAGCACGUCAACGACUACAACUACAACUACAACUACAUCAACAAGUAGUACGAAGUCAGCCAAAGCAUCGACUACAAGUCGUACUUCGUCUGGUGCUACAUCACUUAAUAGUAAUCGAGGGAGUCAAGGCAGUCGACGUAGUGCAGGAAGCACUUCACCGGAAGGCGACAAGCUCCCGCCUGGAUGGACGCGCAAGGAAAGCAAGUCUCAAAAAGGUCGCUACUAUUUCAUCUCCCCUGCCGGAAAGACACAAUGGGUUCCUCCCGUAACAAAAACUUCGAGCGGUAAGAUUAAAAAGGUAUUUAAUUGGGUGAACGAGGUGGAGAUUUGCUUCCAGGAAGGACGACUUGGCGUUAGUUUGCGAGAAGUCCAUCAGAUGGAGACUAUUUUGUACUCGCAGUUCCAGGCAGAAGUGGACGAUUUGCCAAAAAUAAAUGGUAAAGCUGGACCCGCAGAGCUUCAUAACUGGAGCGUUAAACCUCACAAACGAUUAACAAUUGGCAUGCGCGUUAUCAGCAUUGAAGACGUGUCACUGGCUGGGCUUACGUAUAAAGAGGUUGUAUCAAAGCUGAAACACGCAUCUCGACCUGUCCGCAUUAAAUUCGCAGAUGUACAGAAGGGCACAGUGGAGGAAAAUGGCGGUCGCAAGUCUGAUGGUGAAAAAGUGAAUAAGGCGGCUGCUAACAACUCACUUAAUACAGGAUAUGGAAACUCUAGUGCUUACAUGCAGCAGAAGCAAGAGUAUACGCGUGUGCUUGUGACGGGAGAGCUGCAUACCGAGAUGUGGACGAUCGAAAACAAGAAGCUGUUAAGAUCAAUAUCACGCAUGCAGCACAAAUGGAGUACAGUGUCGAGUGAAUUUGAUAUCUUGAAUGCGAAGCGAAUGGAGUUGCGAAAAGAAUACGAGAGCCUGAAAAAGGACAAGGAAAAAUACCAAACAAUGAUGAAAAAUCUUAAGUUGCAGGAAACUGACGCCAUGGAAAAUCCAGAACUUGUAAAGGCAAACGAAUUGACCCAGCGAAAUACCGAACUAAACGAUGACAUUUCAAAAAUGGGGGCUGGCAACAAGCGACUUCGGAAAGAAAGAGACACAUUGCAGGCUCAACUCGAGGAUUUAGAAAAGCAGCUGGCAAAAGUAGAGCAGACGGACAAGGGUGAAGACGAAGAUCGCGCGACAGAAGAAGAUAUUUUUAAUAUUGAACCUACGGCGUCGCCGAAGGAACAAUUGUCAGCACUGAAGAAAAAGAGGCGUGGACUGGAAGACGAAUUGAAUAAAGAGCAGCUGAAAGCGAAUAAGAUCCAGAAGGAGAUUGAGCAGCUUACAAAACACUAUGCUAGUUUGAGUAAAGAGGAAUCGGGCGUGGGUUUACCUACUUCUUUGUCAUCUACGUCACAUCAAGCGCAUGAUAAUGAGCCGAGUUCGGGUGGGCACCAAGCAAAGACGAGUAACAGUAUCGGUUCCAGCAAGCCGAAAUCUGAGUUUGCUGAGCUUGAGGCCAAGAUACUGGAGCUGCGAAAGAAGCAACGCGCUGUGGUAGAUACGCUUUCCAAAGCAGCCCAGGCUGGUGAUCAAAAACUUGCGAAAGAGUGUCAGCGAAAGCGUAAAAAAAUCAAACACGAGCUUAAGGAAGCGCAGGAUGAACUUCACAGGAUCAAAACCAAAGGCAAGUCAGGGUCGCCAUCAUCACGGACUGACUCUUCUGUCAACGAGAAAGCAUCAGACGAAAAGAUCACGCACUCAAGUCGUCAAACCCCGUCGUCAUCUACGAAGAAGUCACGGCAAGACAACUCAAGUCUGUCAUCUAAUGAAGCGAAAAGCGUGGAUACUGCCGCAACUUCUGGCAGUUCACGUGGAAAGCUACCAACAUUGAGUGGCUUUUUAGAUAAAGGCCCUACAGAAUGGGCUGACCGCGGCAUCAUUAGCGGUAUGAAGGCCAUGCGGGGCUCACGGGAGCGGUGGUGUAUCAUCACCCCCGAUGGAUAUCUUAAGUACUACAAGCGGCGUGGUGACUCAGUCGCACGUGGAGAGAUUCAUUUGGCUGACAAAAGCUUCGAGGUUGUUUGCGAGGACCUCCGACACGGCAAGGAGUUUGUGCUGAGUACAGAUGAGCAGCAAUCACAUUUCUUUACCAAAAGUUCGCAGGAGCUAAACAAUUGGGUGAAAACUUUGCGUGCUGCAAACGCCUAUUUACUUAAGUCAGCUGCGCCGCCGCUACCACCAGUUCGGUCUCGAGGCGACAAGGAUAAAUUGACUCACACCGACAAGCAAAUCGAAGAAUUCAAUCUUGACGGGCUAUGGUGCCUUUCACUUAAUGCGCUUGGGGUCCCGCUACGUCAACAUGUAAACAUGUAA
Molecule: messenger RNA, 2418 nt
Organism: Plasmopara halstedii
Lineage: Eukaryota; Oomycota; Peronosporomycetes; Peronosporales; Peronosporaceae
Exons: 4
Coding region: 1-2418 (805 amino acids)
Molecular function (GO): protein binding
Source: RefSeq, a predicted model, not a curated record